CGCGUCCUCAUCCCUCCUCCACGAGUCCAGACUCCAAAUCUCUGAAACACCUUGUCUCGGCUAAUUUCCCGACACGUGGAUUCACGAGCGUGCGGGUUAUUACCUCUCGCAUCAACCUUACUGCAGAGUACACCGCUUAUAACCUCUCACAGCCGUGCUAUCCUGUUCUGGUCAUCCCGUAACUUCCGUUGCUGCCCAUCGGAUCUCCUUUCCUGUCCUACCUUCUCUCCUCCGCUCCUACGCCAUGGCGCAUGCCCUAGCCAAUGCCGUCGCGAAGCCUCUGUUACCUCUCGCGAAAGAUCUUCCACAUUCUCAUCGCGAAGCCACUAGUCGCCUCACCUCGAACUCACUCCUUCGAACCGCGAGCACGCCGAAUCCCCCGAAAUGCGGAACCGUAUCUUCCGCCAUUCACUCCCGUACACGGUCCCGGCUAUCCCGCCGCAAUCGGCGGUCGUAUGACGUGGCAGCUAGGGUUUCCGACGAGGCGCGGAAUCCCGCUAGCGGCUCCGCGAGUCCCGCGAAUCCGGCGGCGACCGUGAAUCCCGUCGCGAAUGGCGGCGACGCGAGCGUGGAGGUCUUGGGAAGCAACUCGCGGCGCGUGAGCGCGCGCGUCGUGGUUCCAGCUGGCGCUGACGUGGUGUGGGGCGUGCUGACGGACUAUGAGCGGCUCGCGGAUUUUAUUCCGUCCCUGGCGACCAACGAGAUGCUGCAGCGACGAAGCAACGGCGCCAGGCUGCUGCAGGUGGGCGAGCAGGACGUGGCGAUGGGCAUCAAGUUCCGGGCCAAGGUGGUGGUGGAUGUGGAGGAGGGGGAGGAGGAGCACGUGGCACACGCUUCAAUUGGCAACAGCAACCGCAGCAGCAGCAGCAGCAGCAGCAGCAGCAGCAGCAGCAGCAGCAGCAGCAGCAGCAGCAGCAGCAGCAGCAGCAGCAGCGGCAGCAGCAGCAGCAGUGAGGAGAGCGAUUCUGCAGGCGGAGCAGGCCCUGAUGCUCCGGUUGCAGCAGCAGCAGUGGGUGGGGUGAGGAGGCGGCGCAUUCACUUCAAGAUGGUGGAAGGCGACUUCCAGAGUUUUGUGGGAGUCUGGACUCUGGAGGAUAAGUUCCCUUGCUCACUUGCCGGCCCCACUACCCUUUCCUACUCGGUUGAGCUGACUCCACAUUUUUGGCUGCCAGUGGCGUUAGUGGAGGGGCGUAUUUCGAGGGAGAUUAGAGCCAACUUAGCAGGGGUUAGAGAGGAGGCUUUUAGGAGGCUCCAGCUGGCAUUGGCUCAAGUUUGAAUAUUACGAUGAUAGAACUUGGGAUGGGAAAAUAAGGUGCGAGAAAAGGGCAUAGGAGGCUCUAAGAAAGGGGGUUAUAUAGAUGGCUGUGAGGAGGAGUAAGAUUUAAAGGGUUCUAUGAUAUUGUUUAUUGAUAGAAAAUUUUGACUUCCAUGCCUAUCUAUUUUCCAGUUGUCACUACC
Messenger RNA from Closterium sp. NIES-67, 1458 nucleotides. Lineage: Eukaryota; Viridiplantae; Streptophyta; Zygnematophyceae; Desmidiales; Closteriaceae. The record is from the annotation of a GenBank genome assembly.